Molecule: messenger RNA, 2967 nt
Organism: Hordeum vulgare subsp. vulgare (domesticated barley)
Lineage: Eukaryota; Viridiplantae; Streptophyta; Magnoliopsida; Poales; Poaceae
Product: putative disease resistance protein RGA3
Exons: 1
Coding region: 1-2967 (988 amino acids)
Biological process (GO): defense response to other organism
Molecular function (GO): protein binding; ADP binding
Source: RefSeq, a predicted model, not a curated record
AUGGCGACUGUUUUGGAUGGUCUCUUGUCGAGAUCAUUGAGAAGACUGGGUCAGCUUGUCGAGGAUGAGGUUGUGAUGACACUCUGUGUGGGAAGGGAUAUCACGAGGCUCCAGCAAAAUCUCGAAAGCUUCAGGGCAGUACGUCAUGAUGCUGAAGCUCUGGCCAUGAGAGAUGACGCGGUCAAGUUAUGGUGGAAGCGCAUCAGCGAUGUUAUGUUCAAUGUUGAUGAUGUCAUAGACCUAUUCAUGGUUCAUUCAGAUAUGAGGCAUAGAUCAUCCCCAUGUUGCUCCAUGUUCUCUUGUUUUGCAAAGCUUCUAGAAGACCACAGGGUUGGUACAAGAAUCAAGAACAUAAACAUAGAGCUUGACGAGAUUAAAAGGACAUCAGACAUGUUUACCCCGGGGAGACCCAGGUCUCCGCAGCCCCAGAUAACAACUGUGGAUACAAGACAGACAGUUCCUAUAGUUGCACCAGGGGUUGUCGGGACAGCCAUCACACGUGCUGUUGAUUCCAUGGCAAAAGCUAUUGUCGAUAGGUGCCAAGGCGAUGUGCCAAGUGUUUUUGGCAUUGAAGGAAUGGGAGGCAUUGGCAAGACAACAUUAGCUCAGAAGAUAUAUUGGGAGCAGAGGAUAAGGGAGGAAUUCCAGAUUCAUAUAUGGUUGUGCAUUUCUGAGACCUACACUGUUACUGAAUUGUUACGGCAGGCAAUUGGAAUGGCUGGAGGAAACUGCGAUCAAGUAAACACACAGACCGAGCUUAUACUACGUCUAAAAGACAUUAUCAAAAGAAAGACUGUUUUUCUUGUAUUGGAUGAUGUGUGUCUACCUGAUGUCUGGAUCGAUCUUCUUCAGCUAUCUUUCGUGGAUGCCUUGAAUGCAUGUGUCCUUAUCACCACAAGGGACCACAAGGUUUUGCAAGAAAUAAAUUCAACCAAUAUUCACUUGGUAAAAAUAAUGGUUGAGGAUGAUGGCCUGAGGCUACUUAUGCAGAAUUCCUUCCAGCCGUACGGUAGUACAUUCCAGGAGUUGGGGCGGGCCAUUGUAAAAAAAUGUGACGGUCUUCCUCUUGCUAUCAAGGCUGUUGCAGGUGUCCUGUCCUCCAGAAAAACAGAGGAGGAAUGGAAGAGGAUCCGAGAUAGUCAAUGGUCUAUUAAUGGACUCCCCGUUGGAGUAGGAAGUGCACUGUAUGUAAGUUACAGAAACCUUCCCCAUGAACUGAAGCAGUGCUUUCUAUGGUGUGCCUUGCUGCCUCCAAAUUUUGGAAUAUGUCGCGAUGCUGUUGCUUACUGGUGGGUUGCCGAAGGUUUUGUGAGGAAAGAGCCUGAGUGCUCAAUACAUCAGACUGCUGAAGGGUACUACCAUGAACUAAUCAGGAGGAAUCUUCUGCAACCAAAACCAGAGUUCAUAGACAAAAGUGUGUCAACGAUGCAUGAUCUAUUGAGGUCACUUGGGCAACAUCUGACAAGGGAUCACUCCUUAUUCAUGAAUGUGAACAGUGAUUACUCCUUGUUCAUGAAUGUGGAAAAUAGAGGAGCCGUACCAAAUUUACGCCGCUUAGGGAUCAGCAAUGUUGUAGAAGAAUUACCCGCUCUAGAAGAGCACAAGUGCCUGAGGACCCUCUUUCUUUUUGAUAACAAGAACUUGAAGUCUGUUCACAAUGGCAUUUUCAGAAAGCUCCAGCAUAUCCGUGUCUUAGUUCUCCGUCAAACAAGCAUCCAAAACAUACCAGAGUCAGUGGGAAACUUGGUGCUACUGAGGUUGCUAGAUCUAAGCUUUACAGAUAUUGACAAACUUCCGGAGUCCACACGGAACCUCAUCAGCCUUGAAUACCUCUCUUUGCUUGGUUGCCAUCAGUUGCAUAGCCUGCCAGCUGGUUUGAUGAGACUGUCUAACAUAAGUUUUUUGGAGCUAGAGAAGACCGCACUUCAUUGUGUUCCAAAGGGAAUUGCAAAGUUUCAGCAUCUCUACAAUCUUAGAGGAGUUUUUGAGAGCGAGACUGGAUUCACGUUGGAUGAGUUGCGGCGCCUCCCCAACAUCCAGCGCCUAUGGGUUGAUAAGCUUGAGAAAGCUAGGCCAGGGGGUGAACUUGUACUGAAGAACAGUCACAAUCUUAGAGAACUGGGACUACAGUGCACUCAUGAUAGUACCCGCUAUGAGACCAAUGAGGUUGAGAGGAUUCAACAAGUCUAUGCUAUGCUUAUUCCAUCACCAAGCCUAGAAUACAUUUUUCUGAUUGGUUUCCCAGGCACAAUAUUCCCACAAUGGCUAUUGGAACCGGAGCUUAAUAUUCCAAGUUUGCGUCAUAUGCACCUCAAUGAGUGCAUAUCAUGUUCAGAGCUUCCACCGGCAGGUCAGAUGCCACAACUGGAAGUUUUUCAGAUUAAAGGUGCAGAUGCCAUAGAGACCAUUGAUGCAAAAUUCCUGGGUAAAGGGGUCGGAAUUCCUGCUGUCUUUUUCCCAAAGCUUGUACUGCUUCACAUCAUUGGAAUGUGCAGUUUGCAAAGUUGGUCCCUCAACACCGGGGAUCCUUGUGAUAACAUGGAGGGCAACUCUCCACAGAUAUCUCUGAUGCCUGAACUUAAGCGCCUGUUUCUUCUUGAUUGCCCAAAACUGACAGCUCUGCCUCCUGACUUGUCCAAGGUCGUUAACCUUAAGAAAAUCCACAUUGAAGGUGCUCACAAACUGGAAGAAAUCGUCAGCCUCCCCGCAGUUGCAUGGCUCAAGGUGAAGAACAACGCAUGUUUGAGGAGAAUUUCGAACCUCUGUAAGCUGCAGGACCUGUUUGCACAGGACUGCCCAAUGCUGGAUCAGGCACAGAACCUGUGCUUGCUGAAACGUGUGUACAUGAUUGGCUGCCCGCAUGCCCAAGUGUUCAGGAAUUGUUUAGAGGAAGAAAAACAAGGGAUCCUAGUCCAUGUCACAACAGAUGGCCAUAAUAUCUUCCCAGAUGAAUCUCUCUACAAUUAG